CCGAGGCUUCUGGGAGAGGGGCGUAGAAAGGAGGCCAUAUUGUACAGUUAAAUUGAAAGAAAAGUAAAAAAAAAACAAUUUAUUGUAUUGCAAUCGUGAUAGUCGUGUAAAAUCAUUGUAACCCACGGCAUUAACCACCAGUCGUGCUGGUGCACGUUAUUUUUGUACCACUCAAUAUCCAUUGCUAUCAAUCCCGAACUUCCACCAAAAAGAAAAUAAUUCAGUGAAGGAACAAAGUGUUUGUAGACCUGAAGAAAGAAGACAGAGACAGACCUAUCACAAGAAAGAGGAGAAAAAAUCUCAGAGCGGACGUUGGUGUUGGAGAAGUUGACAACGAAAGAAGGAGAGAAAUAGUCGAGGAAAAUAAGGGGAGUGAGAACGACACUGAGUGGCCAAAAAAGUUUUCUUUCUCCUUCACAAGACCACAAGCCACACACCCAGGAUUUUAAUUGUACAUAAGCUGUAAAAUCCAUUCAGGCAAAAUCUGGUCAUUAUUUUUCUUCAUUCGUCAUCAGUCGAGAGCUUGUUUUCACCAGUGACAAGAGAUGGGCACUCGAGACGACGAGUACGAUUAUUUAUUUAAAGUGGUCCUCAUUGGAGACUCCGGUGUAGGUAAGAGUAAUCUAUUGUCGAGAUUCACUCGCAAUGAAUUCAAUUUGGAGUCCAAGUCUACCAUUGGGGUGGAAUUUGCAACGCGCAGCAUACAGGUAGAUGGAAAAACAAUUAAGGCUCAGAUAUGGGAUACUGCUGGACAAGAGCGUUAUCGAGCCAUUACCUCUGCAUAUUAUCGAGGAGCUGUUGGUGCCCUGUUGGUCUACGAUAUAGCAAAACACUUGACGUAUGAGAAUGUAGAACGAUGGCUGAGAGAAUUGCGAGAUCAUGCCGAUCAAAAUAUUGUAAUCAUGCUCGUCGGUAACAAAUCCGACCUGAGGCAUCUUCGUGCAGUGCCAACUGACGAGGCCAAAGCAUUCGCCGAAAAGAAUGGCCUCUCAUUCAUUGAGACAUCGGCACUUGACUCCACCAACGUUGAGACGGCCUUCCAAAAUAUACUAACUGAGAUUUACAGAAUCGUGUCGCAGAAACAGAUAAGAGACCCCCCGGAGGGCGAUACAAUCAGGGCACAAAAUGUUGAACCCAUCGAUGUUAAACCAACAAUGAGCUCCGAUGGAAUGCGCAAGCAAUGCUGCCAGUGACUCGCCGCACUGCUUACCACAAGCAGUAAAAUGGGGGGAGAUUACAAGAAAGUGAUGGCUGGUGAUAGAUACUGCAGGUGCGUAACAGUACGAGAACUAAGACUAUGUGUGCGGGCCUGUACUCUCGUAUACUAGGAGGAUUCAGUUUUAUUUUUGUUUAAUUAAAUAAUUUUUCUUCGCCUGAAUUACAAACAUCCGGGGGAUGGCUGCGGACUUGUCGGUAAAAUGAGGACACGAAACACCCAAAAAAAAAAUUUCAAUCAAGAAAUUGAAAUCAUUAAAUUCAUGGACACAUUCCCAAAAAAAAAAAAAAAAUCAUGCAAAACAACUACCGCAUAAGUCGGCAUUCUCGAUUUAAAUAAUAAUAGUAAUGCGAUCCCAGAAGAUCACUUGUUAACACGUACUUUCACCCAGUGUCCAUAGAUCUAUUAAUGAUUAAUAAUGUUUUUAAUACCCUCGCAUUCUCCCCAGAACUCUCAACAUUAUGUGCAUGAGUAUGUAAACGGGAAAUUAAAUCACGUGUACAUACUGCAUGCAUGCAGACUCACACACAUAGAACACAGCAAGCGUACACGACAUCCAACAUGAAGUAUAGACGAGGGGGAAAGAUUGAUAAAAGUAAACACAGAAAAUACACAAACACAUGAAUAUAUUACGUUAUGGUAAUUAAAUGUUGUAUUACCGCUUCUUUGGAAUACAUAUACCAUUAUUCUUCUCUACGCAUAGUGUGACCGUGACUUAUAUAAGCAAAUUUGUAAUAAUAUAUUUACGGAAUUAAAGAAAAAAAAAACACAAUUGGAAUAAAUAAAAAUGAAGGCGGCCGUCAGCAAAAAAUUGCAUACAAUGAACGAGUAAUAGUUGUGGAGGAGGAUAAUACUGAAAUAUGAAGAAAUAAUUGAAGUAAUAAAUGUGUAUAUUGCAGGAAGUAAUAGAAAACAAACGAAGUGGGUUUGAAAAAUGGUAAAUUUCACUAAUUAAAUAAACUCUAAAUGACGUGAACAAAAAAAAAAACCCGACCGUGUUGCUCAUUGUCCGUCGCGCUCUCACGUAGUUUGUUUUUUAAAAAAAUUGAUAAAAAUUGAAAAAAAAAAACAUUAAAGAUACUUCGUAUAUGUUAUAGGCACCAUGCUAUCGUGCUUUUGAAUCACAUUGUUUUUAUUACGAGAGGCUUUUCUUGUCAAGAGCUGUGCGAAAGUGUCACGAGUAUGGAAAAGAUAAAAUUAAUAAUAAAUGAUGAAAAAAUAAA
Messenger RNA from Diachasmimorpha longicaudata, 2439 nucleotides. RefSeq names its product ras-related protein Rab-11A (gene Rab11). Gene Ontology annotation, cellular component: Golgi apparatus; recycling endosome. The transcript has 5 exons. The record is from RefSeq and is a predicted model, not a curated record. NCBI's taxonomy places the organism in Eukaryota, Metazoa, Arthropoda, Insecta, Hymenoptera, Braconidae. Gene Ontology annotation, biological process: exocytosis. The coding region runs from base 546 to 1193 and encodes 215 amino acids. Gene Ontology annotation, molecular function: GTP binding; GTPase activity.